This is a messenger RNA of Rotaria sordida, 381 nucleotides long. The record is from the annotation of a GenBank genome assembly. Lineage: Eukaryota; Metazoa; Rotifera; Eurotatoria; Philodinida; Philodinidae.
AUGUCAUCAAUUUAUGAAACAACUGAUCGACCAAAAGAAUAUAACUCAUCGAAAUUAGAAUCAUUACUUCCCAUAGAAAAAGAUGAAUCAAAAUUAAUAUGUUAUUUGCAAUCUUUAUUAAACAAAGAAAUUGAAGCUGGAAAUACUUAUGCACCAAAAUUUCCACUUAAUUUAUCUGAAUUCAAGAAUUAUUUCUUAGUCGGAGAUGUUUUCAUUGUUAUUAAUAGUAGAACAAAUUUAUCAAUCGAUUUUUCUAAUAAUCUUGAAAACGCUAUAUUAGGUACAUUUUAUAUUAAACCAAACUUUCCUGGUCGAUAUUCUCAUAUAAUUAACAAAUCUUUGUAUUAUUAUCUAACAGAUGGUGUAAAAGUUUUGCAUUAA